UGAUUGGUUGCUGUGAGCAGCGUGGAUCACAGUGGAGACCCUCAUACAAGUAUGGUCCUUCAGUGGUCGGGAACAGUGCUUCUUUUUCAUCUCACUUUCAUGUGGCGUCUCUGAGGCAGAAGGACCUCCCGUGGGUUGGGGCUGCAAUGGCUAUGCCAUGGCUUUACUGUCUGCAUGUUGCAUUUAUUUGUUUCCUAUGUGUAGCUGAUUUCCUCCAGUCAAAGUCUGAUCUCUGUGAUUCUAGUUGUGCAGCAUUUCCUACCUCUGACAAGUCCUAUCAGAAAGGGGUGAGGUAUACUUACAGAUAUAGAACAGCAAUCACCACAUCAUUGCACGGAUCGAAUGCUGGCAGAAAUGGACUGGUACUGGACUGUGUGGUUGAUAUUGAUGUCGUCUCUAAGUGUCAUCUAAUGAUGCAGAUAAGAAAUCCACAGAUGAAGUGGCUUUCUCCUCAAAAGGAACACUCUGUGCCUCACUUAAAAAGUUUGAGGGAGUCACUGGAGAGAACGCCUGUGAAGUUUUCCCUCCUGGGGGGAAAGAUCUUUGCCCUAUGUAUCCAGGAGGGGGAGCAGGUGUGGACGUUGAACAUUAAAAGGGCUUUUCUGAGCAUGCUCCAGACCUCCCACACAGCCUCUAAACAUUCAGAAAUGGAGACUGAUGUUCAUGGGACGUGUACCAGCUUGUAUGAGAGGCAAGGACCAUUACUGUUGAAAACCAGGUUUCUGAAACAGUGUCACCAAUUGAGACUGGCACAUUUCUGGACCCAUUCCGAAGCUGUAACUGGAGACACGUCAGUGCAAUCAGAGCUACGCUGUGUUCAGGCGUAUGGCUCUGCAGUUAUGGAAGAGGUCAACUGUACCGAAACUGUAUCAAUAGCAACAUGGUCCAAGACCUCAGGGCAGGUGAAGACACAAACUGAGUCAACUUUGUUGCUGCUAAGAGCCCAGCCUGGCACUGUUGCAGGAACAGAUUCUUUAUAUUUUGGGACACAAACCGAUCUGCCGUUUGAGGACGAAGGAGCUGCAAGGCCUAGAAACAUUUUCACUCCUCAAGUCAGUCAAACUAUCCGGAUGUUGUGUAGCGUCACAUCACGUCCACAAGAGGUAUCACAUUGGUUUCUUCAGUUGGCUUUUCAGCUUCGAGAGCUGACUGUACCACAGCUCAAGACACUUUGGCAGGAAAUGUCUUUCAAGUGCCGCAAUGACUGGCAGCCCUUGUUGGAUGCAUUACCUGCUUGUGGCUCAGAAAACUGCAUCAUACUACUGACCGACCUAAUGAAGGGAAAAGAACUGGAGGACGAACAGGCUCAUUCUUUUCUCACCACCAUCGGCCUCAUCCCUAAUCCAUCACCACAGAUCAUACACUCCCUCAAUACUUUAGUUGAUGUUCAAGAGGUGAGAGACAAGGCUCUGCUGGCUGGAUCCUCUUUGAUCCAUCAACUAUGCCAUCAGUCCACUACUCCCUGCAUUGACCUUCCUCAGGUACAGACCUUCAUACAGACACUAGAACAAGCCGUGAAGGAAGGCUGUGAACCACAAAGUCCCACCAAAGUAAAAGAGCUUACUUAUGCAAUGAAAUCUGUGGGCAACAUGGGUCUGGCUGCUUCAACCUUCAUCCCGCUGUUAAAUCACUAUGGACUCAACCACUCAGUACCUUUGGAGCUGAGACUAGUCGCCAUAAAAGCCUUCAGACGUUUUGAUUGCUCAGCUAAUAGGACUUUGUUGUUGCAGCUGUACAGCUCCUCCCUGGAGGCUGUGGAGGUCAGAAUUGCGGCAUACCAGGAGCUCAUGCGCUGCCCGGAUCAGGAUGUGUUUGAAGCGGUGAAGGUGACCCUAAGAAAUGAAAAAUCUAGCCAAGUGGGCUCAUUUGUAUGGAGUCACCUAACUAAUAUACUGAGGAGCGAUGACCCCAUGAAGCAGACCCUCAUUGAUUCUCUGCCUGACGACAUAAUCAGCAGAGAUUUUGAAGCAGAUUUUUUAAAAUACUCUUCCUAUUCAGACUACACGACCACAAAUGGCCUGGGAAUAACAAAUGUGGAAACAACCGUCAUUUUCUCCCCCAAAUCAUUUCUUCCGAGCACUGUCUCCAUCAACCUGACAGUGUAUUUUCAUGGUAGAGCCAGCAACCUUCUAGAGGUGGAUCUUCACAUUGAGAAUGCUCAACCACUUCUGAAGAGCAUUUUAGGUCAGCUGAAUCCCUCCAAAACUGGAGACCCCACUUCCUCAGACCACUCGGCAUCCAAAGAGGCAACGAAGACAAGACGAAAAAUAAAUGAAGAACAUAGAGAAGAGAAAGACUUAUGUUUAUCCAGCUCCAACAGUUAUCUGAAGCAGGCCAGGGCGUUGUUAUCCACAAGGAAAAAAAUGGAAGAAGACGGCCUGAAGUGUUGGGUUGGUGUGAAAGUGUUUGGCAAUGAGCUCAGUGUGUUUACAUGUGACGAUCUCUAUGCUCAAAUCAAACAAAUGUCACUUAGUGCAGCAGGACUAGCUGUCAAACUGCUCAAGGGUCAUGAGGUUCAGUUCAACCACAAGGCUGUGCUCUUGACAGAGGAGUUGGUUCUGCCGUCCUUGUCUGGCUUACCUGUGAAAAUAGCCACUAAUAUGACUUCCUUUCUUUCACUGCGGCUCAAAGGAAACAUCAACUACAGGGAUACGUCUCACUUCUCCCUCGCUGGUUACAUUAAACCCAAUGGUUAUGUAGGCCUGACAGCCAGGAUGGGGGUUGAUGGCACCCUGGGUCAUGCUGCAGUGGAGUGGAUGUCUGAACUAGUGAGCUCCACUAGUCUGGAUGGGAGUGUCCACAUGCAGGAGGGCCAAGAUCUCAGGGUCACACUCAACACUCCAGAGGAGGCCAUGGACAUUGUGUCUCUUAGCUCCCGAGUAUUUCAACUGAGUGGCGAUCGCAGAGAGGAGAUGAAAGGUCCAAAGUGUCGCAUCCAGCAGACAACCUGCACACCAAAGACCUGGUCCAAGAUGGUCGGCUGGCAACUAUGCGCCAAUGCAUCCUAUCCCCUCGCUUCCGGGAGCAUCUCACUCCCGCCCUCAGGUCCCACCCACCUCUCCGUUAGGCUGCUGAAACUGGACAGAGGUCUCCAUUACUACUUGCUUGAGGCUGCCUUCUCAAUGGACCCACUGGUAGAUAGCUGGUUUCCAAAAGAGGCUUCCAUCCACCUCCUUCUGGCUACUCCAAAGUCAUCCAUCCCCAGGGACAUGUCACUUGACCUAGCCUUCAACCCUCGCAGAUUUCUGCUCAGGUUAUCUCAUCCUCUAAAAAGUAUCCUCGUACAAGGGGAACUUGAACAGGAGAGGAGUAUAAAGAGUGCAAAACUUGAGCUGACAAUUGAUGGGGUUCAUUAUUAUGUUAUGGGUUUGGUGGACAAGCAGACACUCAUCUCAGAGCUUAGGACACGCUAUCACUUUGAAGCCAAAAUGGCUGCCAAUAGAAAUCCCAUCAUCCUCUCUGCCAACGUUACCCGUGGAGUAGGAAAAAAGAUGAGCUUUUCUGCCACAGUGAAGAAUGUGUUUGGAGUACCUGCAUCACUUUCAGUGGCCCUGGAGCGAAGGAGGGACAGCCACAGCAGGCAGUACUCUCUAGAGGUCGAACUUUUCUUACCUGGUGUUGUUGGAAGCAGAAUGCUAGGACUCGUGGAGCAGAAAGGCUUGCUGUGGAGUUCUGCGCUUCGCCUCAAAUAUGGUCUGGGCGGUGAUGCCCGGCACCUGCAUCGGGAGUGCCACACAUCCCAAAGUGUGAAGAGUGAGAGGCACGCUAACCUCACGUACAUAGUGAGAGCUGAUCACGAGUUCUACUGUUCCAACACGCCUCCUAUCAACCACAAAAUCUACUUCAGGCAUGAGGAAAGCCAAAGCCAUGUAAAAUCAUCUGUGGAUAUGAGCUACGGUAAACACUGGGAUGAGAUCAACAACAAACACACGCUACUUAUGAGCCAGUCCUUCAAAAAUCAGUCGACGCAAAACCACACUAGCUACACGUUGGAGUUCAAUUUCCAGGUUCCAGAAAAAGAUUUAAACUACCGCACCCAGCUACUGCACUCCUACCUUAGACAGCUCGGGUCUGAGAGUAGUACUCACCUUAAAAUCAACUACAACAACUUGACACCACUUGUGGCUGGUAUACACUGGAAAAGCCCUCCAAAUGAUAACCCACACAAGAAAUGGGAAGCAACGUUUAAUAUGGACACUCCGUGGCUGUACAUUUACACUACCCACAAGCUGAGUAAGCACCAUCGCCACACGCUGCAGCUCAACUCUGAACUGACUGCCAACAAAUGGGUGACUGUCCGCAACCUCGUCCUGGAGGCUUCCUACAGGGACAGAGGCCGCGAGAAGGAGGCCCGUCUCAAGCUCCACACUCCAGCUGUCACAUUCUUACAACUAGGAGGACUGGGCUUCAUGGGAAAGAAGAAUAUGAAAACCUCGUGGUCUCUAAGCUCACUGUGGACUGCACCCCUGAGAGGAGACAUCUCUCUGGAGAUGCUGAAAUCCAGCCUCACCUUGCAGAUGUCCUCCAGCUACAGCAAACAAAACAUCACCGUCUCAGCUGCCCUGAACACCAUUGACAAGCUUUUGAAAAAGAGGCAAGCGAUAUUGAGGGUGAGCUUGUUGGACCCCAAGAGUCGCCCUACUGAGUUUGAGUUUGAAGGGACAAUGGAGGAACUGAAGAAGGACAAAAACAUGUACCAAAAAACAGCACUGCUCCAUCUUAGACAGCCAUUCAAGACAUUUCCUCAGAAGCUUCUCCUUAGGGAGACUUUCACCGUGGACCUCCUGAAAGGCCUUUACAUCCUGGAAUCAAGAGCUGGUUUUUAUAGCAAUAAAGAGAUCAAUCACACUCUGACCGUUGGCUACAAAUUACCAAGCCCUUUUGUUUGCUCUGCACUGAUCCAUCCUUUCAACACAGAAACGUUUCCAUCAGACUCUGAGAUCUGUCUUACCAUGUCCAGCAACCAAACCCAGAAAGACAUUCAAGGAAGGUUGCGAGUCAGCAGCCAAGAGAAGCUGAGUUUCUUUGGGCAAAUUAUAUUCAAUUCAUUGCACACAAGUCAGCAAGCGCUAAGAGUUCGAACCAACAUCACCCAUCAGCUCCAGCUGCAAAUCCCCUCUUUUGCUUUAAUGGAGGGAGAUGUAUGCUGGAGCCCCAAAAACAACACAGACUUUGAUUAUCUACUUCGAGGGAGACUGAAAAUUGAGCGACAGGAGUGUCAACUUUCAAUGCAGCUCAACGGAACUUCAGACAGAAUUCUUCUCUAUUCAUCUCUCAGGCAUCCUUUUAAAUCUAAAAUUCCCAAAUCUCUAGAGGCAAAAGCCACUGCUGACAUGUCCGCACCGGUUGGUAGAGGAAGUAGCUCAGUUCGUGUGAAGGCUGAUGGGAAGGACAGGCUCAUGCUGGAUGCCCAGAUCUCCCACUCCCUCCUUCAGGAAGACAAAACUAUGCUACUGAGGCUGAAUUUAUCCCAGAGUUUGCUGCAUGGGCUCACUGACUUGUAUGUAAAAAUGGCUGCCAACGUGUCCCGACACAGUGUAUCUCUCCAUGGUUCCUAUAGAGAGGGACGUAACACGCUGUUGGCUCAGAUGAAAGGGUCUCUUAAGAACAGCAGUGGUCUACAGCUUGCAGUGUCAGGGAAGAUGAGGCAUUCAAUGGCUAACCUCGCUAUUCUGCCCUGCAUCAUGGGAUUAGAUGGCAUAUUGGGACUGUCUGACACCAUUACUGAAGGACAAGUAAGAGUUAGAGUGGAGGAGACCUUUUUCAGCAUGGAUCUCAGGCAUCAGGAGGAAAAGGAAGAACUUUCUGACAUGUUGGAAACGAAAGUGUCUUUCACCCGUAGCUGGAUGUGUGUUCUGUUGGGGGCUGAGAAUUUCUGCGUCAAUGUGAGUAGGCAACUGGGAAAAAAAGGGACGGGUGAGGUCUACAUCCAGCUAUCUCACUCAUCCCACCAACUAAAUGCCACAGGUCUACCUACUAGUAGUAGUGUCCAGGUGAGUUGGGACCAGGAUGAAAGUGGAUUGUCAGCCUUAGCAGAACUGCAGGCUGGACCUGAACAUUUAAAAGCUGAGUUCAAUGGCAGCAGGACAAACCAGCUUGUUCCACGAUGGGAAAUCCUCUCAAGAUUGCAGCACAGAGUCAAAGCUCUUCAUAAAAGAGGAAUAUCAAGCUCCAUGCAAGCCACAGCACAUUGCCAGAUAAAUAGCACUGGGUUGGACACAGGGCUGUUCUUUCACACAGAAGAAAAGAAAAUGAUUGAUGCCCUUUUAGUUCUUGGAUCAAAAAACAACACUGCUGUAUUCAGAGCAUCUCUCCAGCAACAGAUAAAGCUGCUGCAGGGGAUCAUACCUGUCAUGUUGCAGAUGAACUGCACAGGGGACAUGGCUGCAGACCAUCUAUCUGCACAGUGCUACGGAGACGUGGCAGGUCGCCCAGUGGAGGUACAAGCAUUUCGCUCUCAUAGACGCCAUAACAGGCUCUGCUAUGGUCUGUCACUCGCACACCUGAGCCUCAGUGCAGAAGCUAAAGGCUGUUUGAGUCCUAACGGUCAGGGGGAGCUCAAAGCUACGCUCACACAUUCUUCUGUGAUACUGCUGAGUUAUUAUAGGGUGCCAACGAAAUCAGGCCUCAGGCUGCUCCUCCGGCCUGGGCCUCAGAGGUGGGCCUUGGGGAUCGGGUUGGUGGUUGGCCUGUGGACAACCAACUUGAAUUUGGGACUGAGAGUGGAGAAGGGUGGGCUGUAUGGCUGGCAUGGACAACUUGCUUAUGGGGGUCAAAAUACACUACACAAGGCUGAGAUGACUGGUCGCAUGAGGUCGGAAACCUGGUGUCACAUCUGGGCAGAUGUCAAGACAUCGUGGGAUUCGGUCAACUCCAGUCUGCUGGUGUCUCUGCGAUGCAAAGGGAAGGGGAGGUUAGUCUGGGAGCAGAUUAGAAAACUUAAGGGGGGUGUACUGCAGAAGAAAUCUUUAGUGGCACAUGGACGAGCAGUGAAACAUGGACUGAAAGCUGCUCUUGGGUUCCAAAACCAACAGGACUCAAUCCGUUGUGUCUUUUCUGGACUACUGAAGGACCGGAAGGUUGAAGUGAGCUGGACCUUCCAGCACCAAUGGGCCUCCCUCCUCGCCAUCCUCCCAAACACAUUGGACAUUCAAGGUUCUGGUCAGCUCCAUCACAACGCUCUCACUGGUAGUGCUCAACUCUCUGUCCAAACCAACUCUGCUCAAUCAGACACUACCGUGGCCUUUGAGUCCUCCCCCUCGCUCUGGAUGACGCUUCACCAAAAUGUGUCUCAUGGUGUACCAAGGGUACUCACCGUGGGUGUGAUGUUCACAGCUGGUCAAGCCCAGUUUCAGCUAGAAAGUGAUGAGUGUUCCAUACUUCUGCUGAAUCAACAAAGGAGAGGAGAGGACAGGAAGAGCCACUGGAAUGUUUUUGUUCAUCAGCGAUGUGUCUUUCUGAAGACUCUCCUACCCUCGCAGACAUCAAUGAACAUCACCGUCAACCAUUCUGGCUGCUCUACAAAUCUCAGCAUUGAUCUCCUGGCUCCGAAUGAACAGAAAGGCAGCAUGAUGCUGUUGCUUACCUUUCAGCCUAGUCUUAGUUUGAAUGCAUCAGUCCAGCACUCUAUAGAGGCAAUACAUGCACUGGGGUUUCCUUCUAAUGCAGCGCUGGUCCUUACUGUCUCAGCUACACACCUGCCUGUUGUGAAUGUUGGUCUGGAGAUUGGAAACUGUCACUUCAGUGGCCAUUUGGAUAAGACAGAAUCUUCAGAAGCAGAGAGGAAGGGAUUUUCUUGUAGUGUAAAUGUGGCCCACUAUUGCCCUGUCUUACAGGGAACAUUCAUUCCUGUGACUAUGGUUCUUAAGGGGUCUUUGUCAGGGUUCACAUGCAAGCGUGUGAUCAACUAUUCUGUAAAGGCAGACAACCAGUACCUCAGUUUUGAGCUACGGGAGUGCUGCAGCUCCCCACAUCUCUCUGCAACCCUUACACACACUUUCACAGGGUUGAGCAGCCGAGGCAUUCCUCAGAUGAUCAACGUUGAGGCCACUGCUCCAGGAGGUGCUGAGAAGACUGGGGCUCUGUUCAUAAAAGCUGGAGACUGUCAGGGCCAAUUGAAUGGAUCAGUCUGGCAGGAGAGUGAAGGUAAAUGGGCAGCCGUGGUGGAUGCAAAUUUGGAUGGUAAAAGGAGUUUCCUGCAGCUGGUUGCACAGUCAUGGCCAGAGUUACGUGUAGAGGGUGAGCUCAGGCACAAGCUUACUGCUCUCGGAAAUUUCCCUGAACUCAGCAAAAUUAUAGUCAUUGGCAAACUUGGGAAACAACAAUACGCCACAGAGGCCCUUGUUCUAUUUGAUGAAUGUGCUGUGAGAGCCAGAGGAUUUGUGAUGUCACGUUCUAGCCUGGAGGGGUCACUUGUCUAUCACAACAACUGCAGUGUAAUUCAGGAUUGGGGCAGUCCAGACAUGAUGCAGGCCUUUGGGUCCUUCAUUGUGACCCCAACUCUUGCUGAAUCUCAACUCAACUUGGCAAUUGACAAUGCAGAGUUACAUUCUUCAGUUGGUCUUAAGAAAACAAAGGAACAAAGUGAAGUAUCACUUAAUUUCAACCACACCAUGCCCGUGUUAAAGAGGCUUGGUCUCACGACAAAUACUGAAAUGUCUUUGAGUUCCGGGAAUUAUGGCAAUCAGUCAUAUUAUUCCAGGAUACGCUGCAGUGUUCAGAACCAAAAGUUCAAUCAAGAGAUGACCAUGGAGAAAGCAUUUCAGACAGUUACUGUGAAAAGCCAUUUCAGACAUACAAUGAACUACCUGUAUAAAAUGGGCGUCCCAGGAAACAGUAGUAUCCAGGUGGCGAUUUUGUCCUCUGAAGAGAAAACCCUAUCUGUAAACUCUCGAUUUGGACACCAGCAAGCAGGACUGAGACUAAAUAUUAAAUGUUUUCCCAUGACCAAAGAGAUAAGAGCAAUAACGUGGCACAGUUUCACGUGGCUACAGCAAAGAGGAAUACCACGUAAUAUUGAGGGCUUAUGUUCCACUCAAGGGAUGUCGUCCCAGCUUCAGUCCAGGGCUCAGUUUACAGUAGACGGGCACAAGCAGCUCGACUCGGGUGUGAAUGUGAGCUGGGUUGAUGGACAUCUGGCCGUACUUCUUUCCUACUCUCCCUCACCUUCAAAUCAAACAUGGAAAUGGUUCAGUCUCAACACUGCAGUGACUGCGCAGUUUAAAGGUUCUAUGAGGAGCAUUUCAGUAUAUGCUCAUAAUCAAGACUGGAGGGUUCGAUUGGUUGCAGAUGUUGCCGGCUGGGGGUUACAGGAAGUGUCCAAAGAGGCCAGAAUUACUUUAAAACACACCAAAGAUGGAGACUCCAGUCCUGCCUUUCAAGUUGAAGCCUGGGGAAGGAUCUCUGGCUCACAGCUGAAGUGCUCCAUGGCAGUGAACCCUGAACUCAUGUCCUCCCUUGCGAUCAUCGUCCAAGGGCAUCAUCUGCCCAACAGCAAGGACCUGCUGGUGAAGGUGGUCCAGAGCAUUCCCAAGAUGCAGAUCUACUUGCCAUCACAGCUCAAUUUCCGCUCACAGUUUAACCAAUCUCAGUCCAGUGUCGGAGGUUUGUUGGAGGUGUUGUCCGGCAAGAGGCGGCUGUGGACACUUGGGGAGUUGGCAGUGAUUGACAGCGGAUGCAGACAAUCUCUAGAGCUCAAACACUCCUACCCUCAGUUGAAGCUGCUUCCAAGGAUUGUUGCAGUGAAGACUGUGUAUGAAGCCAGGAACUGGAGUUACCAAGUGCAACACGCAGCCUUGUGGGGAAAGCAGGAGUUCAGUUUGUCGGGUCUUUACACGGCACCCCCAUCACUGGCGAGCGGGAAUCAGACGCUUAAAGUUCAAAUCAAGUGCCGGCCCCGUUUGACCAGUUUGGAGGUGACACUAGAACGCUCCUUCCGAGGCCGUCUGGACAGCGUUUCACUAGGCUGGAUGAGACAUGGUCGACUGGAGCAGGUUAGAGCUCUGAGCUCGUGGAGUCAAUCGAAGGAGAUGAAUGAGACCAAGUUGGAGCUGAACCAGCCCUUCUCCUCAUCGCUUAGCCGGCUUUCCCUUCACACACUCUCACACAGCUCCGAGAAAGAGCAGCGCAGCAUCCAGCAGACCCAUCUGUCUUGGUCCAGUGGAAAGCCCGUCAACAUCUCCAUUAGCCUCAACAAACGAUGGCACCUUAACUCCAGCAGGGAGCAGGCAUGUGCUCUGUUAUCAACCCAAACUAUACUGGGCUCUCCUGUCAAAGGUUGUGUAUCAGUCAGCCAGGAAGGAAGCCUAUUUUCACAAAAUGCUGAGCUAAGAUGGGACAACAGGAGUGUUAAACAAGGCAUGAAGUAUCAGAAAGGCGCACGAGGAAUGCACAGCCUCCAUGUGAAUAUCGGCCUGGACAAGGUGUCUCCUGCACCCUGUCCUUCACAGUCAGUCUUAACUAAAAUCCAAACCAACCUCAGAGAUCGCUUUGAGUACACAGUUUUGCUGGCCCUUUGCCCCCCACUGCCCACUCUGUCGUGGUCAGGAUGCCACAUGCUGCACUCCGGAGAGGAGCUGUUCUAUACGCAGUCUCGUCUGUCAGUAAUGGGCCAACCCAACCUUUGCAGCCUCACGCUCACCCUGACCAACUCAUCCACUGCGCAGAGCUCCAAUGUGACUCUUUUCACUGAGUCUAGGAUGGGGAACUGGAGUGUCGAGGUAGGAGGCAGCAUUUUGUCAUGGCUCCAGGGGUCCGGUCUUCUUGUACGCGCUAGACUGGACCACAGAGAAGAGCUGUGGUUGAAUAGCACAAUGGAGGGAAUAUGUUUCCAGACCACUGCAGGUUAUAAAAACGGUUCUGGCCUGAGUGAGGAUGUUUCUGUUGUGGCAUGUUUGGGGCCAAGUCAAAAUUUCAUCCUGGAUGUACAAAAAGGAGAUGGCAGCAGCCAACGUGAAACUUUGGGAAGUCUGUCCGUGGUAGCAGCCAAUCAGAGGCUGACACUGAGAGCUAGAGGCUGUGUGGAGAGUCUUACUGCAUUAGAGGUACGGAUACAAGCUGUGAGCUCUCAAAUCAGAAACAAACUCUCGGAGAGAAUCAAGACAAUGAAAAAUCUCUUGGCUGAAUUCAGACAACAGUCCAGAGACACCAAGUUGCUCCAAGAUCUGAGUGCCAUGCCUCUGCUUUUUGCCCAGCAAGCAGAGUCUCUUUUGGGACACAGAGGGAAGAGUUUGUUGGCUUUGUGGUACAGCAGCUCCCUCCGACACAUUGUCACCACCAGCUUGCCUCAACGUCUCAGCCUUUUACAGCAUACAUUGCUGCUGGGACAGCUGGAGCUGAGGAGGCCCCUGGCCACUCUUGCAGGCGUGUACCAGGAUGUAAAAGGCCAGCGGCUGGAGACUGUGUGGAGGGAGGCUGUUGUUUUGUGGGCUGACAAAGUUCUGCAGGCCUCCCCUGCUCUGCUGGAGAGUCCCCAGCUAAGGCCACUAGCUCAAGGAAGCAUGGUUACACUCAAACGUGCUAUGGAUUUUGCAGGCCAACACACGUACCACUGGGUAGAAAAUAAGUUGGCAGUGGCUUUUUCCGGACUCAGGAAACAACUGGCCUCACUCUAUAAAUAUUCCCCGAGUGAGUGUUCUGUGGCUGUGUCAAUGUCACUGCCCCCCUUGCGCUGGACCCGUGUGGCAGAGGCUGGUCUGGUGGGGAUCCUUUUAGAAGAGUGGCUCCUUAAGCCGCUACAAAGCCUCACCUCCAUUAGACCCACUGCUGAACUUUAUCGGCUCAAGAGGAAGAUCAUGGACGGCCCAUUUAAUCACCAAGCUCUGCUGGUGGCAGAUCAGUUUGUAGUCACGUUCGAUGGCCAUCUUUAUGAGCUGCCGGGCUCGUACCCACUUCUUCUGGCCCAAGACACCAGUGCUGACCCCUCAUUCACACUUCUUCUCAAUUCACACCCACACAACCUUCUCCUGCUGAGAAUGAAUAACAGCACUGUCAGCAUUCAGCGCAAUGGGCAGGUAAAGGUUCGAUGCAACAACAGUGUGACACACACAUGGCAGAGUGACGGCGGUGUCACUGUCCAAAGGGGAUCACACAUUGUGCAGGUGUCCAAUCACGAUGGUGUGUCGGUCUCAUGUGACCUGAGGCUUGAAGUGUGCAGCUUGACUCUCGACGGGUGGUUGCACGGCACGUCAACUGGUCUGUUGGGCACCAAUGACAAUGAAGCAGGAAAUGACUCACCUUUGCGUGAUGGUUCCCAAGCCAAAAAUAUGAAGGAGUUUUUCUACAGCUGGCAAAUGAACUCAGAGUGUGCAAAACCAACAGCUAAAACAGAACUUGUAGCCACGAGGGCAAUGACAUGUGACUUUCUGUUCUCCUCUCCUGAUUCUCCUCUGAGUUCCUGUUUUAGGGUGGUGGAUCCUGGUCAGUUCUCCUUGAUAUGCGUGUCAAGCUCCUCUGCAGCCCCUUGUCGAUUAGUGUCUGCCUAUGUUCAUCUGUGCCAACACAACUACGUACCCCUGGAAGUCCCUAUCCAGUGUAUGAAAGGAUAAAGAUGGACAACUUUAUGAGGAGCCAAAAUGAGACAUUCAUGACUUUGCUCCUGCAACCGACUCUAAUUUUAAAGCCUGGUUUGAUACAUUCCUUAUAAUUCUGUAACUUUAUACAAACAGACAGAGUCAUUAUGUGAAUAACUAACAGUAGCGAGCUUUUUAUUGUUAAUAAUGAAUUACUGUAUUUUUUUCUCUUCUGUUGUACAAACAAUGAAGAUUAUCAGUGAUCAACUUAGGUGCAGCUCAAUUUUAAUAUUUCAUGUGCAUUUAUUAAAUUCUGUUAUUUGUAA
This is a messenger RNA of Phyllopteryx taeniolatus (common seadragon), 12835 nucleotides long. RefSeq lists its product as uncharacterized. The transcript has 74 exons. NCBI's taxonomy places the organism in Eukaryota, Metazoa, Chordata, Actinopteri, Syngnathiformes, Syngnathidae. The record is from RefSeq and is a predicted model, not a curated record. Gene Ontology annotation, biological process: lipid transport. The coding region runs from base 147 to 12545 and encodes 4132 amino acids. Gene Ontology annotation, molecular function: lipid carrier activity.